AUGUCGACCGAUAAAAUCACCUUCCUCACCAACUGGCACGCCACCCCGUACCAUGCGCCGCUCUACCUCGCCCAGGCCAAGGGCUACUUUGAAGCCGAGGGAAUCAAGGUCGCUCUGCUCGAGCCCAACGAUCCGAGCGACGUCACCGAGCUCAUUGGCACCGCCAAGGUUGACCUCGGCUUCAAGGCCAUGAUCCAUACCCUCGCUGCCAAAGCGCGCCAGUUUCCCGUCCUUUCCAUCGGUAGCCUCCUCGACGAACCAUUCACGGGUGUCGUCUACCUCAAGGACUCCGGAAUCACCCCGGACUUUGGCUCCCUAAAGGGCAAGCGCAUCGGUUAUGUCGGCGAGUUUGGCAAGAUCCAGAUCGACGAGCUCACUUCUCACUAUGGCCUGACUCCAGCCGACUACACGGCCGUCCGCUGCGGCAUGAACGUCUCAAAGGCCAUCGUCAACGGGACAAUCGACGCCGGAAUCGGCCUCGAGAACGUCCAAAUGGUCGAGCUCGAGGACUGGCUGACUUCGCAAGGCCGGGACAAGUCAGACGUCCGAAUGCUUCGCAUUGACGAGCUGGCCGAGCUCGGAUGUUGCUGCUUUUGCUCCAUCCUCUACAUUGGCAACGAAAAUUUCGUCGAGCAGCACCCGGACAAGGUUCGCGCCUUCAUGCGCGCCGUCAAGCGGGCGACCGACUACGUCCUUGCCGACCCAAGAGCCGCCUGGAGGGACUUUGUCGACUUCAAGCCUGUCUUGGGAACCCCGCUCAACUGGAAAAUUUUCGAGCGUAGCUAUGCCUACUUCUCGCACGAUCUCAAGAACGUUGAACGGGACUGGGACAAGGUCACCAAGUACGGUCAGCGCCUUCGGAUCCUGAGUCCCGACUUUGUGCCCAACUACACCAACAAAUUCCUCGAAUGGCCCCUUGAGCCUGACUCGGCGGACCCCAUCGGCGACCAGAAGCGCAUGGUUGACCUCCAGAGGGAGGUUGCAUCCUGCGGCGGCUUCCGCAGGCUUUUACCCGUUAGGAUCUAA
Molecule: messenger RNA, 1026 nt
Organism: Drechmeria coniospora
Lineage: Eukaryota; Fungi; Ascomycota; Sordariomycetes; Hypocreales; Ophiocordycipitaceae
Product: nmt1 protein
Exons: 4
Coding region: 1-1026 (341 amino acids)
Biological process (GO): thiamine biosynthetic process
Source: RefSeq, a predicted model, not a curated record